Molecule: messenger RNA, 2383 nt
Organism: Phacochoerus africanus (Common warthog)
Lineage: Eukaryota; Metazoa; Chordata; Mammalia; Artiodactyla; Suidae
Gene: VAPB
Product: VAMP associated protein B and C
Exons: 6
Coding region: 334-1065 (243 amino acids)
Biological process (GO): endoplasmic reticulum membrane organization
Cellular component (GO): plasma membrane; endoplasmic reticulum membrane
Molecular function (GO): FFAT motif binding
Source: RefSeq, a predicted model, not a curated record
CGCGCGCUCAGCUCCCCACAGCCCGAGCGCGCGCCCGGGCCGAGCCGGCCAGCCUGCUGCGUGCGUGCGUGCGUGCGUGCGUCCGUCGCUGCGUGCGUCGCUGCGUGCGUGCGUGCCGUGCGCUCGCCGGGCACCGCGGCCUCGCCCUCGCCCUCCGCCCCUGCGCCUGCACCGCGUAGGUCGCCCCCCCGCGCGCACCCCGUCGGCGACCCCCGCCCGCGCCCCGGCCGGCCCCCCCUUUUCCAAAUUUAAAGGGGGCGCAGCCUUAACGCUUCUCGCCCCAGGUGACCUCUCAGGGGUCUCCCCGCCUGAGGUGCCCCGCUGCCGAGGAACAUGGCGAAGGUGGAGCAGGUCCUGAGCCUCGAGCCGCAACACGAGCUCAAAUUCCGAGGUCCCUUCACCGACGUGGUUACCACCAACCUAAAGCUCGGCAACCCGACAGACCGGAAUGUGUGUUUCAAGGUGAAGACCACGGCCCCACGUAGGUACUGCGUGCGGCCCAACAGUGGGAUCAUUGACGCGGGGGCCUCCAUCAAUGUAUCUGUGAUGUUACAGCCUUUCGAUUAUGAUCCCAAUGAGAAGAGUAAACACAAGUUUAUGGUUCAGUCUAUGUUUGCUCCAGCUGACACUUCUGAUAUGGAGGCAGCUUGGAAGGAGGCAAAACCGGAAGACCUUAUGGAUUCAAAACUUAGAUGUGUGUUUGAAUUGCCAGCAGAAAAUGAUAAACCACAUGAUGUAGAAAUAAAUAAAAUUAUAUCCACAACUGCAUCAAAGACAGAAACGCCAGUGGUGUCUAAAGCCCUGAGUUCCGCUCUGGACGACACCGAAGUGAAGAAGGUGAUGGAAGAGUGUAAGCGGCUGCAGAGCGAGGUCCAGAGGCUGCGGGAGGAGAACAAGCAGUUGAAGGAGGAAGACGGCCUUCGCAUGAGGAAGCCCGUGCCGAGCAACAGCCCUGCGCCCGCGCCCGCCACGCCUGGGAAGGAGGAGGGCCUCAGCACGAGGCUGCUGGCACUGGUGGUUUUGUUCUUCAUCGUGGGCGUGAUCAUAGGCAAGAUCGCCUUGUAGAGGCCGCGCGCAGAGGACGGGAAACCGGGCUGACGGAUCCGCCGCUUCGUGGGAUUGAAAUUGGUCCUAACCACGUGUAAAAAGAAAUUAACGUAUGAUGACAUCUCACAGGUCUUGCCUUUAAAUUACCCCUCCCUGUGCCGUGCGCACGCGCGCACAUGCACACGCACACACGCACACACACACGCACACACACAGACACACACAGGUAGAACAUAAUCUAACAAUCUUUUAGAAAGCUUAAAACGUGUAGUAAAUGAUUGGGGGGAAUAAUGAUCCUUAUUAGUGACGAGGGAACCGUGAUUAAACGACAGUGGCAUGUCGAAAGUGUCAUUUUAAACAUUAGUAGCCUCGGUACAUGUUGCUGGAUUACCUCUCUUAAAACACGCCACUCUUCCUCGCCUGCUGGUGCUGGCCCUCGGGAGCUGGAGCCAGCCCGGCGGGGCAUCACCCCCUCCACGUCGUCACCCCCACGCGGCCCACUCCCUCGGGGCUGCUUUCCGAGCUCGGCCCAGACCGCCGGUCCCCGGGGACUGGCGGACAGAGUCGGGACCCGACGAGGAUGGCGCUGUGGCAGCAUCGGCGGUGCCCUUCAGAGCGGGCGGUGUGUGUGUGUGCGCGCGCGGCCUGGUCGACCCAGUGCUCUGGAAGCAAGCCCAUGCUCCGUCCUCUCGGGGGACCAAGCUAGAACCCCGCCGGGUCAUGUAGCGAGACUGAAUUGUGCUUCAGAGAUGCCGAACGCACAUUUAACUUAUUUAACGUGUUUCAUCUCAUGUGUCCCUGUCACGAGAUUGUAAUCAAUGCUGUGGCCUAAAAGUCACCUGUGCUCCUGACACUGCCGGGUGAGGCUGCACUGCGGCUGCUGGGGGCGGUGGGCUCUGCACACACGGAGGCGUGGCUGCUCUCGGAAAACAGGCUGGAGAACAGCCACCAGGAAGUGCUUUUCUGUGUAAAUAAACAACAGCUGCCACAGGGACGGCACCUCUCGGGAGCAGCUGUCGACUCCCCAUCGCUCUCCAUGGAGAAGCGUGGCCCUCACCCCCACUCACCCUGCAGCACACACGGCCCCCGGGGUGGGCCCGGCCCUGACCUGCCCAUGCGGCUCUCGCUUGGGGUCAGGCGGCAGGGACCCAGGAGAGAGGGAGCCGGCGGGGUGGGGUGUGGAGGGGAGGGCAAAAGAGACGUCAGAUCAUCCAUCAAGUUGUGAUCGAGAGUUUGACUGUGACAUUAAUUUUAUGCCGUAAAAGACCAAUCCAAUUCUGUUUGACUAUGUAGCAUCUUAAAAAGUAAAAAAAUUAAAAUAAAGCCCCAAAAUUAA